GUUGCCAACCAGCGGCCAGAGAAUAACAAACAGGCGGCCAAUUAACAAGCAGCGCAAAGCAUAUCAACAAAGAGAAAUACAAAAACCACUAAAAUACAAAAAAAGCACUGCUACAGGGGUGUUCCCCAUUCGAGAGUCGAGCGAUACGUCAGCCAUUAACUAUUUCGGCAGCAACAACAAUAGAUAAAUUUCGGAUAUGCAUAGAUAGAUGUAGCAAAAAGCAGUUAAAUCUAAUAAUCUCUGAGCUGAGAUACGCGAAUUUGGUGACUAAAACGGAACAUCAAAUUUGGCAAUUGGUGAUUUUUCUGAGCAGUGGAAAGAUUUUAAAUAAUAAUGGGCGUACGAGUCAUUGAAGCUGAUUCGGCGAGCGAUUCAUCGUAUGACGAUGAGGAGUGUUCGGCCUGCAAAACGAAUCACAACAAGAGUAAAACAACAAAUGCUAAACGUUCGUCGGAGGAGGAGUCGAAUAACGUGCAGUUUGGCAGCAAGGAUCUGGUUGGUAACUGCAAGGAGUAUCGCAUUGAGCACAAUGCGAGAGAUCUGCGCAUCAUUGGCAAUGGCAAUCGGUUGAGGAUCGUCAACAACACGGGCAAUCUGCAAAUCAUUGGCAACUCAACGCGUCUUAAGAUACAGCACAACAGCGGGACCAUCAAGUAUAUGGGCAACGAUGGCAGGAUCUAUUUGGGCAUCGAUUCGCAACAGCAGAAUGUCGACUAUAUUGGCUGCAAUGGACUCCUUAAGGUGGUCAAAUCACUGGAAUUGCAGUCCAACAAAACCAACAGCAAGCGACGAUCUUCACCAAAGGAGCCAAAGCAUAAGGAAAGCAGUCAAAGUUUGGGCGUUGAGAUUGACAAUAAUCUGACAAUUGUGAAUGGCAUCGGUGGAAAUAUUGUGAUUAAGAAUGCGAUAAAUGUAAGCAUUUAAGGAGCUCUCUCUGUCUGUCUAACUUGCCUGUAAGAAUUACAUCCAGUACGAAUGGUUCCUAUUGUUAUAUAUAUAUAGUCAUUAGCAUAUAGCAAAACUUUCCGACUGAUAUAUGAUUGUCAUUCAGGCAUUGAAAAGUAUUAACACGCCCAUAAUUAGCUCAUCAUAUUAGUAAUAUAUUUAUUAGGAAAUUAUGUAUGUCCAUAUAUAUAUAUAUAUAUAUAUAUGUGUAUAGUCAAGUCACAAAUCCACAAUGAACAACACCAAAUAUGUACUGUCUGUGGUUUCAAGAGCACAUCAUUCCAUGAAUGAUGUCUGCAAUUGAAUAUAUUCAAAAUACAACAAAUUAAACAAACAUU
This is a messenger RNA of Drosophila grimshawi, 1283 nucleotides long. RefSeq lists its product as uncharacterized. Bases 334 to 924 code for a protein of 196 amino acids. Lineage: Eukaryota; Metazoa; Arthropoda; Insecta; Diptera; Drosophilidae. The record is from RefSeq and is a predicted model, not a curated record. The transcript has a single exon.